AUGGGACCUAAUCAAGACGUGGAAGCGCAAAAGCCAUUGCCGCAACUCAAUUCCCCGCAUGACUCAGAUACAGAGACAGAAGAACCCAAACCUGACAAGCUACAACCACCAACUGGCUAUGCUAUCCCAUUUUGGCGAAAAUGCUUAAUUCUCUUCGUCGUCAGUUGGAUGACUCUUGCAGUCACUUUCUCAAGUACAUCUUUAUUACCCGCCACACCAGAAAUCGCAGAGGAAUUUUCAACGACCUCGGAAAUUCUCGAUGUGAUUAAUGCGGGGGUGCUCAUUGCCAUGGGCUUUUCGUCAUUUAUCUGGGGCCCCAUUACAAAUGUAUUUGGGCGGAAGACUGCUUAUAAUGUCGCUAUUAUUAUUCUUUGUGGCUGCUCGGCUGGCACGGCUGCCUCUAUCAAUUUGCAUAUGUUUAUUGCCAUGCGCUUGCUCAGUGGAUUCACGGGGACCUUUUUUAUGGUCGCUGGACAGACUAUUAUUGCCGAUAUCUUUGAGCCGGUUGUUCGUGGGACAGCUGUGGGUUUCAUGAUGGUUGGGUCGGUUAGUGGACCUGCUAUUGGUCCCUGUAUUGGAGGUCUGAUCGUCACCUUCUCCCACUGGCGCAUCAUCUACUGGCUCCAGUUCGGUAUGACCGGGCUUGGCUUAAUACUAUCUAUGCUUUUCGUACCAAGCCUCGAAGAAAAGAAACAAGGAGAGAAGAAACAAGUUCGGAACUUAUCCUUUGUCCUGAGCAUGUUUAAUCCGCUCCGCAUAUUUGGACCCUUCAUUUACCCAAAUAUCUUUCUCUGCCAUCUCACUUGCGGUCUCCUAGCAACAUUUCAAUAUGCACUACUGACAUCCGCUCGGACAAUCUUCGAUCCCCGUUUCAACCUAACAUCCCCAUUAAUCAGCGGUCUUUUCUAUCUUUCACCAGGAGUGGGAUUCCUGAUUGGCAGUGUUAUGGGCGGCAAAUUGUCCGACCGCGCUGUUAGAAAAUGGAUCGUGAAGCGCAAUGGUGUGCGUCUCCCUCAAGAUCGCUUGAAUAGUGGCUUGAUCACUCUGUUCUUAGUGUUACCCAUUGGAACUCUGAUCUAUGCCUGGACACUGGAAGAAGGUGUGGGUGGCAUGCCUGUCCCAAUCAUCGCUGCCUUCUUUGCUGCCAUCGGACUUUUGGGCUCGUUCAAUGGAUUGAACACAUACUCGGCUGAGGUCAUGCCACACAUCAGAUCUGAGGUGAUCAGUGGUAAAUAUGUUGUGCAGUAUUUGUUCGCUGCUGGGGCCACUGCGGCUGUUGAUCCUUUGAUCAAGGCGAUUGGGGUGUGUUCUUUGCCCUUAUCGGGGGUUAUAGGGCUGAAAAAACGACCACUAUCCGCCGAAGAUGAAGAUGGUCAACGACAGAGGAGGAAGUUUGUCGCGCCGAACAGAUGUCAGCGAUGUCACGCACAUAAAAUUAAAUGCUCCGGAGAACAGCCAUGCAGCAAAUGCUGUGCUGUAGGCGUCGCAGAGGAAUGCGCAUAUGCGUCUCGCGAUCGCCAGGUCAAAGUUAGCGAGAAGUACCUUGACCAGCUCAUGGCUGAAAACCAGCGCUUAAAAGAACAGUCGGUAACUUCGGCCGAUGCGACCGAAGCACAAGAUCCUCCUCAUACGGAAAGGACAGUCUCACGUCCAGCAGAGGCUCCAGACGCCACGAGUAUACAAAACCCUCUCAUAGGCGACCGUGCCUGGUUUCAUCGCUAUGACCCGUCAUCGCCGCCGAUAUACGUCGGCGAAGCGGCAUGUUCGGCUUUUGCUACGCGCUUUCGCCGUUUCUUGACCGGCAACAAUGCAACUGCGCAUAUCACUAGAACGCAAUGGACACGCGAAGAAACAAUCGUUGCUGCUGCGAACGAAGCCGAUGCUGAAUGGCCUAGUUUGCAUCAUGCUCGCUUACUGGUUAGGAUCGCAAUCCACCAGAUCGGAUACUUGUACCAUCUUAUGAUGCGCAAGGCCACGUUGGAUAAAUUAGAGGAGAUCUAUCAAACGGGUAACUUCUACUGUGUAACGAACAAGUGCAAGUUUUUUGCCCUGUUUGCGUUUGGGCAAGCUUAUUCCAUUCGCUCGGAGUCGACCUCUGGAUCUAGAGUCCCGGGAAUAGCAUACUUUGCAAAGGCCAUGAGCUUAGUUCAAAUUCUCCCAGAGCGAACAAGCAUCACUCAUCUGGAGACUUUGUUGCUGCUUUCACUUUUCUCAUAUUAUCUCAAUCGUCGUCACUCUGCAUAUGUAUUGAUUGGAACUGCCAUGCGUCUGGGCUUAACCAUAGGCUUAAAUCACAAUAUUCCCGAGUCUCAGCUUAUCGACCCUGUGGAACGACAACAUCGCAUUGAAAUCUGGUGGACGAUCUAUAUUUUUGAUCGUAUGUGGGGCUCCAAGAUGGGUCUACCCAUGCAGAUCCUUGAUGAGGAUGUUCACGUCGAUAUGCCAACAAAUAUUUCUCCGCGCUGGAAGCAUGACGAAGAAUUGUCUGAUACUGAAUAUAUGACAGCUAACAUAAAGCUGGCACGUAUAGUGGGGGAAACGAUCACAAAACUCUACAGCCGCCGCAAAUAUCAAGAAACAUUUCUUCAACGCGUGCAAAAGCUUUUAAAGGCCCUGAAAAACUGGGUUGAUGAUUUACCCGAGAGUCUGCGAUUGAACAUGGAAGACCUGGAGUCGAGCAAGAAACCUCUUGUUUCAUUGCAUAUGGCAUUCAACCAGUGCAUUAUUCUUACCACACGCCCAACACUCCUCCAUCUACUUAUUACACUUCGCAAAGCCGAGUCCACGGGCGCAGGCCAAGAAGCAGUCUCACAGCCCGUCCUCACACUCAGCGAAGCUUGUAUUCAUGCAGCCCGUCAUUCACAUUCUAUGAUCCUUACGCGCUGGAUUAACGGCACGAUGCCAACAUUCGGCUACUUCCACGCACACUACCUCUUCUCAUCCGCACUUACUCUAGCAAUGUCGAGUUUUGUUCCGAUUGGAAACGCGUCCGAUCUAAGUGGAUUUGACUCUGCACUAGACCUAUUACGUUCCAUGACGGAGAACGGAAACCUAGCUGCUGCUGAGUUCUACACCAAUCUCGAGCAAGUAAAGGUUUGCCUAGAUGCAUACAGAGAAAAUACGUGUACCCGAUCGCGACAUAAUGAGGGACGACUAGAUAAUAACCUGCAGCAUGUUACAGGCCUCGUUCCCCAGUCUACAAAUAAUAUUCCGAGUACGGUUCCUGCGCUCGGCCCCGCUCCAAACGCAGUGCCUGUCCCACCAACAUCGCAGAUGACUUCAUCUUCUAUAACUCUCUCAAACCCAAUUUCUGGCACCCCUGCAGCUUUGGUGUUACCUAAUGAAUCUGAAGUUCUUUCUGGGCAGCCACCGAGUGGCGCUGACACGUAUGCAGUACCUACCCGUGAUAACAUCAGUGGAUACACUACGGAGAUGGCAUUUUUGGAACCAACGAUGCAAGAUUUCCUAGCACAGUCUGAUAUUGAUCUCGGGUUAUUGCAUCCCGUUGAUACGUUUCUGAGCGAAGCAGAGAACUUGUAUACCUGUCAUGAGCUAUAA
This is a messenger RNA of Penicillium angulare, 3558 nucleotides long. Its product is annotated as transcription factor domain-containing protein. Gene Ontology annotation, cellular component: nucleus. The transcript has 10 exons. The coding region runs from base 1 to 3558 and encodes 1185 amino acids. The record is from RefSeq and is a predicted model, not a curated record. Gene Ontology annotation, biological process: DNA-templated transcription; transmembrane transport; positive regulation of transcription by RNA polymerase II. Gene Ontology annotation, molecular function: zinc ion binding; DNA-binding transcription factor activity, RNA polymerase II-specific; transmembrane transporter activity. NCBI's taxonomy places the organism in Eukaryota, Fungi, Ascomycota, Eurotiomycetes, Eurotiales, Aspergillaceae.